Caenorhabditis briggsae is the source of this 807-nucleotide messenger RNA. It is a transcript of the gene Cbr-sre-7, whose product is annotated as Protein CBR-SRE-7. Lineage: Eukaryota; Metazoa; Nematoda; Chromadorea; Rhabditida; Rhabditidae. Bases 1 to 807 code for a protein of 268 amino acids. Gene Ontology annotation, biological process: sensory perception of chemical stimulus. The record is from RefSeq and is a predicted model, not a curated record. Gene Ontology annotation, cellular component: membrane. The transcript is spliced from 5 exons.
AUGUGCUCGCCGAGCACAUCGAAUGUUCGUUUUAUUACAUUUAUAAACACAAGCUAUAUCGAGGCUGGAAAUCUGGAGAACGUUUUCAAUGUUCUGUUAAAAUUGGAAGUUGUAGGAUUACUUUUAAGCUUUCUGGAAUUCCUCUACACUUUCUACCUCCUGAUUUUCGUUCGAGCCAUGCAUUUCAACCUGACUUUUCUUUUUAUAAACUACGGAGGUCAAUAUUUUGGAUCAAUGGUUUCUAGACUAAUCAUAAUUUAUAUGCAGUUGAAUCCAAACAGUUGGCUGCCGGUGCUCUUCCACGUCAUUUCCUUUUUCAUCGUCAAUAUUAUUGGCUAUAUCGGCGUUGAGUUUUGUUUUCUCUACAAUUCCAAACGAUACAAGAAGUUCUCCAUCGGUCCUGCGAAUUUCGUCUACGGACUCAGCGAACGAUUCCAACUGGCUGAGAAUAUCAAAAUGUGUAAAGUCCUAAAAAAAGUACAAAUUUCAAUUCUAUUCUUCAAUAUUGGUUGCUCAUCUAUUCUUCUAAUGGAUUACUUUGAAGUUGACAUAAUGCUCACCUAUAUUUCAUACGUGGCGUUCAACUUUUUGGCACUAGUAUACGGUAUCACAAUACCAAUAAUUGUCCAUUUUUUGCUACCAGAAUGGCAAAAAGAGACGCGGAGACUGGUAAUUCAUUCAUUUUGCUGCAAAACUCAAGCAAUUGAAGAGAUUCCCAAAUCAACGUUCGGCGAAAAAAUGAUCUAUCAUGAUCACAAACAAGAAGCGAAUAUAUAUUUCAAUCAAUUCAAUAAAGCUACUCAUUGA